Molecule: messenger RNA, 2193 nt
Organism: Aricia agestis (brown argus)
Lineage: Eukaryota; Metazoa; Arthropoda; Insecta; Lepidoptera; Lycaenidae
Product: E3 SUMO-protein ligase ZBED1-like
Exons: 4
Coding region: 109-2193 (694 amino acids)
Molecular function (GO): protein dimerization activity; DNA binding
Source: RefSeq, a predicted model, not a curated record
UAUGGCCGACCGAGUCUCUGCUGUGGAAACGUGUGUUGUGUUUUAAUACGAUACAAGUGUUUGCUUUGUUUGAAACUAAAAAGAAACUUUGAUUUAUCAACAGUUAUAAUGGGACCCAAGAAAAAAAGUUCAGUUUGGCAGUUCUUUAACAAAAUUGAUGAUAAGAAAACGAAAUGCAAACUAUGUCAAAAGGAAAUUAAGUCUGCUGGAAAUACUACGAACUUAAUUGGGCACGUUCGUAAUGUUCAUAAGGCUGCUUAUCUUGAAAUUCAGCCAAAACAAAAUACAUUAAAUGCAGAAGAAAUAUCGAAUCCUCUAAAUACCAAGGUAACGCCUAACGAUAACAUUGAUGAUGGUUUACUUCAAUCUGAACCGAUUCCUAGUACAAGUGGCAGUGGCAAUAAAAGAUCCUGUGAGCCGUUACCGAAAACCGUAAAUGAAACUAUUGAUUUAGACUUAGAAGAAAACGUUACCCCUUUAAAACGCCAAAAAACAAUACAGGCCGCCUUUAAAGAUAUUUCUUCUUACUCAGAAUCUGGACAGAAGACAAGGAAACUGAACAACUGUUUAUUAUUCAUGAUUUGCAAAGACCAUCAGCCUUUCUCAAUUGUUGAAAACGAAGGCUUCAGAACUCUAAUGAAAACAGUUGCUCCUCAAUAUAAACUCCCGAGUAGAACAACUCUAAGACGCUGGCUGGACGAUAAAUAUGAAGUAAUUUCAGAGACAAUUAAAAAAAUGCUAUCCUCUAUAGAAGAUAUAACCCUAACAACGGAUAUUUGGUCGGAUACCUUAAAUAUGAAAAGUUUUUUGGGCAUCACAGCGCAUUUCGGAAUAGACAUUGAACUAUACUCAAUCACUUUAGGCGUGUACGAAUUGGAUGAAAGACAUACAUCAGAUUAUCUUUCUGAAAUUCUCUUAAAGGUAUGCCAAGACUGGAAAAUAGACCAAGAGAAUGUAACGGCUGUUGUUACUGACAACGCAGCCAAUAUAGUAAAGGCGAUCGAAUUAGCGUUCGGUAGAAGGAAACAUAUCCCAUGUUUUGCCCAUACUUUGAAUUUGGUAGCUGAAGGCACAAUGAUGUGUACUGAGUGGAGAAACAUUGUUUCUAAAGUAAAAACAAUAGUGACUUGGUUUAAACAGAGUUGCGUAGCUAGUGACGAGUUACGUAAAGCCACUGCUGCGGCUAUGGAGUCUCCUGCUGGGGUAAAAUUAAUACAAAGCGUGGAUACUCGUUGGAACAGUACAUACUAUAUGUUACAAAGAUUUCUAGAACUCCGCAGUGUCAUAAAUGAUAUUCUCUUCCGCCACCCCAGAGCACCUGCAAUGCUCAGUGCAUCGGAUAUAUCUACUGUAUCGUCUGUCAUCGUGGUGUUGCGACCCUUGGAAGCGGCUACAAAAGAAAUUUCGGGUGAUAAAUACUGCACAAGUAGUAAAAUUAUUCCCUUAGUUCGUUGCAUGCUCUCUAAAAUAACUUCAGCUGUUAUAGAAGAUCCCGUAGCGAAGGAGGUGCAAAAACUUGCUAUUAAUGAAAUAAAUAAAAGAAUGGGUUCUAUAGAACAUGUGAGUGCUCUUGCUAUCGCAAGUAUUCUAGAUCCACGGUUCAAAAGAAUACAUUUCAAUGAUGCAAUAGCUUGUUCGAAUGCUGUUUCGAAAAUUAAGGAUAUAAUGAAGAAGAAUUUGCAAAGCAAUGAAGAACCUGAGUCAGAUUCUGAUAAAUCUGAUAAAAAUGAAGAGGUCUUUUCAUUAUGGACUGAUCACCAUAAGUUAGUGCAUCGUAACUGGAAAAUUAACAAAUCUGAAGAUGUUUUGUCUGACGAACUUUCAGUUUAUCUCAGAAGUCCUGUUGGAAGACUGAACGAAAAUCCGUUAGAAAUCUGGAGGGAUUAUAAAAUACAAUUCCCGAAGCUGUACAAAAUAGCUUUCAAGUAUUUGACAAUAGUUGGCACGUCAGUACCUUCAGAAAGACUUUUUUCACAGGCAGGGCUAGUUUUGACUGAACGAAGGAACCGAUUGAAGGGGAAAAGAUUAAGUAAACUUUUAUUUUUACAUAGCAUUGAAGGUAAAAAUCAGCCGAAAGAAACACAAUCUAAAGCCAUGGAUCACACCCGGCCUCAUGCGCUGUAUGCGGCACAGAGACCUUCUGCACCUAAAGGUGUGAUCGCGAGGAUGGCUGGGGUGGAGCAGCUAUACUAA